UUGCCGGUGAGAAAUAGCGCGCAGUUGAUCGCGGUCGUUGGAGGAGACAAAACGCGCUGUUUCGUGGAUCGGAAUCUCACUGCCGUAGAAAAGUAAUCAGUCUAGAGGCCUACUCCAUGAUGGGCAAACCAAAACCGAGCGCGCCGGAACCAGAUCUCCAGCCACCCCCGUACUCCAGUCUCAUGGCCUCACAGUCCCAGGGGACUUACACCCUGGUACCAGUGGAAUCCAGCCAACCAUCACCCUAUCCCGCAAUGGCGCCGGUUCAGCAGGACACCACGCCGUACCAUGACCGCGUUAACCAGGUGUCGAUGGAGAACGGAAAACCGAUGUCACAACCUGUGUUCAACAGUACCUCUCUUGCCUCUACGACUUACGACCCCAUGGCGAACGCACUUCCGACCCCCCGUGUAAUCAGCCCAAGUCGGACGAUCGUGGUGGCGACCCAAACCGCCAUUUCAAGGCGCAUAAGAUCUCGGGUGGUGAUGAUCUUUGCAGUGAUAGUAGUGAUCUUGACCUUGAUUGUGUUCGGGGGCUGGCUGUGGUGGUAUCUAAAGAUACAGGAGGAGCAACAGCGGUUCGAGAGGAAGUUCGAAGAACUGUCUAGCCAGCACAGGAAGCUGUUCGACGCAUCUUCACUGGGCGACUACUGGUGAGAAUAAACCAUCCAAAUAUGUCAAGAGCUUGCCGUCAUGGAUGUCUCGAAGACAGCAACUGGCGUGGAGCCACAUACUCCACCACCUACGUACCAGGGUUUAGGUGACGGAUUGCCCCGCCACGCACCGUCAAUACCUUCAUGGAACGGAGGCAACACCUACCGCUGCACCAAUUCUCGUAAACGCAAGGUACGUAAACACUUCUCCGCAAAUGAGGAUGCCAAUACGAAUUCCAACACCAACGUCAGAAAAAUAUGAUGUUCCAUGUCUGGUUCAGUGAUACAAUCAA
This is a messenger RNA of Diprion similis, 945 nucleotides long. RefSeq lists its product as uncharacterized. NCBI's taxonomy places the organism in Eukaryota, Metazoa, Arthropoda, Insecta, Hymenoptera, Diprionidae. The transcript has 4 exons. Bases 117 to 656 code for a protein of 179 amino acids. The record is from RefSeq and is a predicted model, not a curated record.